Molecule: messenger RNA, 2844 nt
Organism: Vigna radiata var. radiata (mung bean)
Lineage: Eukaryota; Viridiplantae; Streptophyta; Magnoliopsida; Fabales; Fabaceae
Product: probable helicase MAGATAMA 3
Exons: 7
Coding region: 1-2844 (947 amino acids)
Molecular function (GO): helicase activity
Source: RefSeq, a predicted model, not a curated record
AUGGAGCGACUUGAGGCUGAUAUGUCGUCUUUGUCGGAACUUGAUUCUUACUAUGGAAAAGUUGAGAAGAAUGUCACAAGUGUGGCACCAAAGAAGACAACUUGUUCUUCAACAGAAGAGGAUGACGAUAAGUACAGCUUUUUAGACAUUGUUUUCUCUUGGAAACUUAAGGAUGCUCUGAAUGAAGAUCUUUACAAAAACAAGGUACAAAAAAUACCAAAUACAUUUGAAUCAGUAUCUAGUUACUUGAACUCCUUCAUCACUCCAUUGAUCGAGGAAACACACUCUGAUCUUUGUUCAAGCUUGAAGGGUGUAUCUCAUGCCCGUUUAUGUGAAAUCAAGAAGGUCGAGAGGGCCAAGUUUUUUAGACCUAACAAAGACCUGUUUUAUCUGAUAACGUUGAAAAAUAUAUCUGAUGAAAUAGAAGAUGGGGAGGAAGAAAAAGGUGGCAAAUAUGUUCCUGAGUCAGGAGAUCUAUUUGUUUUAACAGAUGUUAAACCCAGAAGAACUGAUGACCUGAAUAGACCUGGAAGAUUCUACCAUAUUGUUUAUGUGUGUGGCCCGAAAGAAUCAGAUACCGAAGAAAUACUAAUACUGUCAUCCAAGAUAAUGGAAAUGGAUAUUCUAAAUGAAUUUGGGAGGAUCAAAUCACAAAAACUAUAUGCUGUAUUUCUGAUGAACCUGACCACAAAUAAUCGUAUUUGGAAAGCACUACACUCACUGUCGAUGGAUUACGAUGCGGACAUCAUUAAGCAGGUGUUGCAGCCAGAACUACACGGUGGAGGAACAUGCGAAAAUUGCGAGUCUGAAGAAAAGAAAAAACUUCAUGGUAUCACUGCACGUUGUCUACUACAAAAUCAAAAUCUAAAUGAUUCCCAAGAGAAAGCUGUAUCAAGCUGUGUUGGUAUGAUAAAAUGUGACCACAGUGAUAUCAAGCUAAUAUGGGGCCCUCCUGGAACUGGGAAAACAAAGACACUUGCUUGCUUGCUGUUUUGUCUACUAAAGUUAAAACACAGAUCGCUGGCUUGUGCUCCAACUAACACUGCUAUUGUGCAAGUGGCUGCUCGUUUGCAUGGAUUAUUUCAAGGUUCAGUUGAGUAUAAAAGUUAUGGUUUAGGUGACAUAGUUCUAAUGGGCAAUAAAUCGAGGGUGAAAUUAGAUUCUUCUCCGGGCCUUAAGGAUGUAUUUCUUGAUCAUCGUGUGCAAAAUCUUGGGAAGUGCCUUUCUUCAUUGUCAGGUUGGAAGCAUACUGUGGAUUCAAUGAUCCAUUUACUUGAGGAUCCUAGUAAAGAAUACUCCUUAUAUAAGAAAGAAAAGGGUGCUAUGUCGUUGGAAGAUUAUGUCACGUUGAAAGACAUUGGUGUAGCUUCUGCUUAUAGUGCAUACAAGGAAAGAUGGACGAUUUUUGGCUUCAUGACCUUUGAGGAGUAUGUAAAGAAGAACCGGAAGGACAUUUACGACCGAUUUCUUACGGAACAAGAAAAGAUAAGUAUCUUGACCAAUCAGCAAUUUAUAAAGCAAACUUUUGAGGAUUUAAGAAAGAAGCUCGAGUUCUGUAUGCAAACUUUGUAUACACACUUGCCUACAUCUUUCAUUUCAAGAGAACAGGUGAAGAAUAUGAUUGAAGUCACGGAUUUGUUAGCUUCUGUUGAGAAAAGAUUGAAGGUAACUCUUGAUGGUUAUGGAGAAAGAAGCAUCGGUCCUGAAUGCUUCGGAUCAUCAGGCACAAUGUGCCUUAACUCACUUAGAUUACUUUCCGAAUCAGUUUCCCUUCCUGAUAUUUCAGAAAGAGGUGGAGUAGAAAAGUUUUGCUUAAUGAAUGCAUGCAUAAUUUUAUGUACUGCUUCAGGUUCUAUUAAACUGUAUACAGAAGGGAUGAGUAAAAUAAAAUUUUUAGUGAUUGAUGAAGCAGCUCAGCUUAAAGAAUGCGAAUCUGCUAUUCCGUUAAGGCUUCCAGGCCUAAAGCAUUGCAUUCUAAUCGGUGAUGAGAAACAACUUCCCGCAUUGGUCAAAAGCAAGAUUGCUGAAAAUGCUGACUUUGGAAGGAGUUUGUUCGAGAGGCUUGUACGUUUGGGAUACGAGAAACAUAUGCUAAAUUUUCAGUAUAGAAUGCACCCAUCUAUUAGUUUGUUUCCAUGCAAAGAGUUCUACGGUGGGUUAAUUUAUGAUGGCCCCAAUGUCGUGCAAAGUAGUUACGGUAAGAGAUUCAUGGAGGGAGAGAUGUAUGGAUCUUUUUCUUUUAUUAACGUAUCAAAGGGUAAAGAGCAUUUUGGUCGUGGAGGUUUUAGUUCAAAGAACAUGGUUGAAGCUGCUGCAAUUUCUGAGAUUGUUGGAAGCCUUAAAGAAGAGUUUAUGAGGUCAAAGAAAAAGGUUAGCAUUGGAAUUAUAUCUCCAUACAAUGCACAAGUGUAUGAGAUUCAGGACAAAAUUAAGCAGUACAGUUGCACUUCUCAUCCUGGCUUCACUGUUAGCGUUCGUUCUGUGGAUGGUUUUCAGGGAGGUGAAGAAGAUAUCAUAAUAAUUUCAACUGUAAGGUCUAAUGGGAGUGGAAAAGUGGGUUUUCUUACCAAUGCACAAAGAGCAAAUGUUGCUUUGACUAGGGCUAGAUAUUGCCUUUGGGUAGUAGGAAAUGCAGCUACUUUAGUGAGCAGUGACUCUGUAUGGAGAAAGCUUGUUCUGGAUGCAAAGACUAGAGGUUGUUUUUAUAAUGCUGAUGAUGACAAGAGAUUGGUUGAAGCUAUUGACAUGGCUGCAUUUGAGCUUGAUAUGCUAGAAGAAUCUGAUUCACGCUUUAAGAAACUGAGUAUAGGUGAUAAUAAAUUGCCUAUCAAAUUCUCCAAGUGA